Molecule: messenger RNA, 4103 nt
Organism: Schistosoma intercalatum
Lineage: Eukaryota; Metazoa; Platyhelminthes; Trematoda; Strigeidida; Schistosomatidae
Source: the annotation of a GenBank genome assembly
GUUUUUUAAAAGUGCUUUGCCCAUCAGGGUCGCGUGUUCUUUGGUGUCUCGUCUGCUGUCUUUGUUGGUUAAAAAUUAAACAGUGAACAAUGGCUUUUUGUCACCUCCAAAAAUCAAAAACUAGCUUCUUCCUUCGGGUCAGAAAAACUCGAUUCGAUCAGAAGUAUCCAUCGUAUAUAAUCUCCAAAGGUUUUGCAAUAGUACCGUCAUCUGGUCAGGAUAUACAUUCUACUGGUCGUUGUACAUUAGCUCCUGAUCAGUCAGUCCCUCGACAUGUUUCUCUUGCAUCAUCUAUUCGUUUACGAAACUCUUCUGCUUCGGAACUUCGACGAGAAUUUAUUAAUUUUUUCCGAAGUCAUCAACAUUCAGUGGUAGCACCGGCUUCUGUAUUUCCGAAGCGUCACGAAGGAAGCUAUUUCAUCAAUGCAGGUAUGAACCAAUUUAAAUCAAUUUUUCUCAACCAGUCGGAUAGUAUUUGUUCAGAAUUUAAGCAGUUACGUCGUGCUACGAACUCACAGCCAUGUAUUCGAAUCGGUGGUCGUCAUGAUGAUUUAAAUGAUGUGGGAUAUGAUAGGCAUCAUCAUACAAUGUUUGAAAUGUUGGGCAGUUGGUCGUUCGGGGACUACUAUAAGAAAGAGGCUUGCUCUCAGGUUUGGAAAUUUCUUACUAAGGUGUUAAACCUGCCUACCAAUGCAAUUUACAUAACAUAUUUCGGUGGUGAUCAAAAACUUGGACUUCCUCCAGAUGAUGAGACACGUGAUAUCUGGCUGAACUUGGGGGUGAUGGAUCAAAAAUUAAUGCCAUUCGGUAUCGAAUCAAACUUUUGGCGUGCAAAUCAGUUUAGUGGUGGAGGAUUGUGUGGUCCGUCAACUGAAGUACACAUAGAUUUCAAAGCACUCUGCGGUGGAGACCAAUUAGACUGUGCACGUUGUUUAGUGAAUACUUCUAGCCCUCAAGUUUUGGAACUGUGGAAUUGUGUUUUCAUAACACAUCGUAUCAUAGCUGAUAACGAUGUGACAGAGAAACAUUUGAAACCUGACCUUCUUCAACCUUUAAAUAAGUCAUUUGUAGAUACUGGAAUGGGACUAGAACGACUAGCAUGUGUGAUGCAGGGAAUGACGUCGAAUUAUGAUUCCUAUGAGAUGAAUAGUUUAAUGGAAUUCAUACACUCAAAGGCAAACUCAUAUAAUCCUUCUGUGCCUGUUUAUCAAGGUUUAUUUUUAUCCAAUCCUCUACAAGAUGUUGAAACUAAAACAGACAAAGAUCAAUCAGAAAUUACUCUAUCUUCUCUGUGGAAUAAAAUAUCUGGAAAAUCUUCGUCUUCUGCUCUCUGCUCAAAAUCACAUCUUGCCCUUGAUCAUUCUUGGAAAAAUUUUAACAUGGACAAUGAUCUUGUUGAUAUGUGGCAUCGAGAUACCGCCUAUCGAGUAUUGGUCGAUCAUAGUCGUGCUUUAGCAUUCGCCUUAUCAGAUGGUUUAUUACCAGGACGUCAAGGUUUACCUCUGAAAAUUCGUCAGCUUAUUCAUCGAGCUUUUCGUGCAUCUGUUUUAACUGGUCUUGAUACAGAAAUAACUACGUCGGGGAAAAUAAAAUCUCUCCUGGGAGCUUUGGUAUCCGAAGUAGCCAAAAGAGAUGUCCUCAGUCUUCAGUCGUUUUUUAACACAAUGGCUACCAUAAGAGGACCUAGCUGUAGAAAAUCUGAUGCAAUAACUCCGGAACAAAUGGAAUCAAUUAUUAAUGAAGAAGUGACUUCGUUUGCACCUCGUUUAUUUCAUAUAGAAAAUUCGUUUAAUCGAUGUUUGGAAGAAUGCAUCGAUAGGAGACAACUGUCAGCUGAACAAGUAACUAAAUUAAUGAACGGUGAUUAUGGACAUCAUGUAAGCUGGGAUAUGAUAUGUGCACAAUCAUGUUGGGCUGGUCUUUUACCACCCUUACCAAUCGAAACUAACUCUCCAUCGGACAAGAAUAAACCACUACUGUUUAGAAAUCAGAAAUUAGAUUCAAAUGUAAUUUCACGUCAGUUGCAUAAUUUAUGUGUACCGUUUACGGAUGAUUCGUUUAAAUAUAAUUGUUAUCAAAAAUCUGAACUGGAUCCAAAUGCAACUGGACAAUACGAUUUCCCAGAUUGUGAAACAAAAUUACUAGGAUUACUUGCCAUUGGUAAUAAAGAUACAGAUUAUACGUUAAUUACAAAACAAUCUUUAUCGGAUUCAAAUGUCACUUCUGUCACUCAAAAUCUAUGCGAUGCAUCAAAUAAUGAAAUUGCUAAUAAUUUACUCGGUUUUAUUUUUGAAAAAACUAACUUUUUUACAUCAUGUGGUGGUCAAGACACUGAUACCGGUUUUAUUCACUAUCCUUCUAAGAUUCUUCAAUUUCAAGUUAUUGAAACAACUUUUGUUUCUGAUCCUAUUUCGAAUUCUUCAACUAAUGGUUGGAUUAUACAUUGGUGUCAUAAACCAGAUAAUGUAUUUCCUUCAUUAAAUAAUCUGAAUUUUGAUCAAUCUUUUGUUUUAAGUAUUGAUAAAGAACGUAGAUUUAAUCUCAUGUGUUCACAUACUGGUCAGCAUUUAUUUACAUCAGCUCUAGAAUCAUCAGUGCUAUCGCAUUCUUCAGCAUUCCAACAUAUUGGUGGUACUUCUCACCCCAAUUAUUUCACAGUAAAAGCUGCUAUUAUCGGUUCAGCGUCACAACUAAUGCAAGAAGAUUUAGGUAAUUUUACAAGACAAUUAGAACAAAAGUGUCAAAAGUUAAUUAAUGAAAAUGGAUUUAUUUCCAUUUGGAAUACAGAAUUGGCACAUGCUUUAAAAGUGAAACAAAUUCGAUACUUCCCUUGGGAGGAGUAUAGUGCAAAAGUACGUACUGUGUGUAUAACAAAACAAAAACAUCCAAUCAAUGAUCAUGAACUAACAGAUUUUAAUUCUGUCAUCUCAGCUGAAUUGUGCGGAGGGACACAUCUUUUUGAGUUAUCUGAUUUACUGGAUAUAGCGGUGGUUGCAGUUAAAGGACGUCAAAAAACAGUCAAAGAAUUCACUUGCAUUUUUGGUCAUUUGGCUAAAUCUGCACAUCAAUGUGCUAAUGAAUUGAUUCAAGAAGGUUUAUCAAGAGAAAAAGAAGCUAUUCAUGAUCCUAAAAAAGCAGCUAUUCAUAUGGAUUGGUAUGAAUCUGUUUUAAAUGAUCCACACUAUACUGGAUUUCUCCCAUUAUAUGCUCGAUUAGCGUUAGAAACCAAUCUUUUCCGUAUCAAUCAUAAAACAGAUAUCAUUGAUACUGACCAUGUCCAAUUAUACAUUGAUAACAUGAAAAUAAUGAUUGGAAAUAAUAACUGUGAAACAUCUCAAGCUGUAAUUUCUCAACUUGAUUUUCAUAGAUUAGAUGAUCUUAUUUUUGCAUUUAUACAACUCAAUACGACUCAACCAUUUGUUGUCUAUAGUAUGAAUUUAGCUAUUUGCUAUUUUCCAAAAUCACAUGCUAAUCAAACAGCUUUGAAUUUGGCUCAUAUGAUAGCCAAACUUUUAUCUACUGAACUUGGAAUAGUGCAUUUAACAGUAAAAGGUCGACCUUUACGUUCUAAUCAUCUAAAGAAUGAUGACCGGUAUAAAUAUGCGUUCCUUCAACUUUCACCUACAGCGGAUACUUUUACCACGAUGACUAAGAUGCAACAAUCAUUGGAUUGGAAUGACUAUCAUACGUUGUUGGCAAAGUGUGUAAACUCAAUUUUACGGAGUCCAGUUUACGGUGAAGCAUAAAAUGUGUAGUUUAUAAACUUUUGAAUAUAUGAUAACUUGUUCUCUUUUUUUUGUAGAUCUUUCAUUCCCAAAAUAUUUACAAUUCGCAUAUUUGUUUGUAAAUUCCGUAUUUAUAUUAAAACAAUAUACAUUAAAACUUCUGAAAAUGUUACUAACUUCUUUUUAUUGCUGUUAUAGCAACUUUUCACUUAUGAUCAAACAUAAAGUGUCCUCUAUCAGAAUGAACGCUUCAUUAUAAUGAUGAAAGGGUUUUAUUCUUUAAAAAUAACGCUUAGUUAGCUGUUUAUAUUAGAAACAAAUAAUGUUCCUUGUAAAAUAACUUUUUUCACAAAUUUAAAUGCAAAGUAUUCGUCUGUA